CGGACUGGCUGUGCCCACGAUGCCCUGAAUGCUGAGCGCAGUGGAAGCAGAGGAGACUGUGUCCCAUUAGCUCCUCCUCCCCCCGCAUCCCUUUAGUUUGGGUUUGUUUCUAUUUAUUUUGUGGCUGGGUUUGGGCAUGGCCUUGACUGGAUGUGAGGCUGCUGCAAUGUGGCUCCUUUGGCUCAAGCACCACUUGUCCAUCAACGUUUGGACCUUGCUGCUUUUGGGGAGCACCUGGCUACCGCUGGCGGAAGGCAGCCCCAAGUCUCCCUUUAGGACUUUCCCGGUUACAGACUGGAGCUUGACGCACUUGGUGGUCCACAACAAAACCGGGGAGGUCUACGUCGGGGCUGUCAAUCGGAUCUACAAGCUCUCCAAUAACCUCACGCUCCUGCGGACCCACGUGACGGGUCCCGUGGAGGACAAUGAGAAGUGUUACCCUCCGCCCAGCGUUCAGUCCUGCCCGCACGGGCUGGUCACCACCAACAAUGUGAACAAACUGCUGCUGGUGGACUACUCGGGGAACCGGCUGAUUGCCUGCGGCAGUGCCUCCCAGGGUAUUUGCCAGUUCCUGCGGCUGGACGACCUCUUCAAGUUGGGUGAGCCCCACCACCGCAAGGAGCACUACCUCUCCAGCGUCAAUGAGUCAGGCACCAUGUCUGGGGUCAUCAUCGAGGUGCUGAAUGGGCAGAACAAGCUCUUCAUUGGGACGCCCAUCGAUGGGAAGUCGGAGUACUUCCCCACACUCUCCAGCCGCAAGCUGAUGGCCAACGAGGAGAACGCGGAGAUGUUUGGCUUUGUCUACCAGGACGAGUUUGUUUCCUCCCAGCUCAAGAUCCCCUCGGAUACGCUCUCCAAGUUCCCCACCUUCGACAUCUACUACAUCUACAGCUUCAGCAGUGAGCAGUUUGUUUACUACCUGACCCUGCAGCUGGACACCCAGCUCACCUCGCCUGACUCCACCGGGGAGCAGUUUUUCACCUCCAAGAUCGUCCGCCUCUGCGUGGACGACCCCAAGUUCUACUCCUACGUGGAGUUCCCCAUCGGCUGUGUGCAGGACGGCAUCGAGUACCGCCUGAUCCAGGACGCCUACCUGACCAAGCCUGGCAAGGCUUUGGCCAAGUACCUGGGCAUCUCGGAGCGGGAGGAUAUCCUCUUCACCAUCUUCUCCCAGGGCCAGAAAAACAGAGUUAAGCCUCCCAAGGAGUCUGUGCUCUGCCUCUUCACGUUGAAGAAGAUCAAAGAUAAGAUCAAGGAGCGUAUCCAGUCGUGCUACAGAGGGGAAGGGAAACUGUCGCUGCCCUGGCUCUUGAAUAAGGAGCUGGGCUGCAUCAACUCGCCACUGCAGAUCGAUGACAAUUUCUGUGGCCAGGAUUUUAACCAGCCACUGGGAGGGACCGUCACCAUCGAGGGGACCCCGCUCUUUGUGGAUAAGGAGGAUGGGAUGACCUCGGUGGCUGCCUACGACUACAGAGGACAAACGGUCGUCUUUGCGGGCACACGGAGUGGGAAGAUCAAAAAGAUCCUGGUGGACUUGCCAGCCGAGAGGAAGCACCAAGCGCUGCAGUAUGAGAACGUUGUGGCCCAUGAGGGCAGCUCCAUCCUGCGAGACCUGGUGCUGAGCCCCGACCGCCAGCACAUCUAUGCCAUGACUGAGAAACAGGUGAUGCGGGUGCCGGUGGAGAGCUGCGAGCAGUAUGAGAGCUGCGAGCUGUGCCUGGGCUCCCGGGACCCCCACUGCGGCUGGUGCGUCCUCCACAACAUAUGCUCACGCAAGGACCGGUGCGAGCGGGCAGAUGAGCCCCAGCGCUUUGCCUCUGACCUGCGGCAGUGCGUCCAGCUCACCGUCCAGCCGAAGAACAUCUCGGUCACCAUGUCGGAGGUCCCGCUGGUCCUGCAGGCCUGGAAUGUCCCAGACCUCUCGGCGGGAGUCAACUGCUCUUUCGAAGACUUCACCGAGUCCGAGAGCCGCAUUGAAGAUGGGAAGAUCUACUGCAGCUCUCCUUCUGCCAAGGAUGUCAUCCCCAUCACCAGGGGCCGCGGGGACAAGCGAGUGGUGAAGCUCUACCUGAAAUCUAAGGAGACGGGGAAGAAGUUUGCCUCCGUGGAUUUUGUCUUCUACAACUGCAGCGUCCAUCAGUCCUGCCUGUCCUGUGUGAACGGCUCCUUCCCCUGCCACUGGUGCAAGUACCGCCACAUCUGCACCCACAACGCCGCCGACUGCUCCUUCCUGGAGGGACGUGUCAAGCUCUCCGAGGACUGCCCCCAGAUCCUGCCCUCCACCCAGAUCUACAUCCCUGUGGGCGUGGUGAAACCCAUCACCCUGACGGCCAAGAACCUGCCCCAGCCGCAGUCUGGCCAGCGCAACUACGAGUGCAUCUUCCACAUCCCUGGCAGCACCACCCGCGUCACCCUGCGCUUCAACAGCACCAGCAUCCAGUGCCAGAACACCUCGUAUUUCUAUGAAGGGAAUGACAUCAGCGACCUGCCAGUCAACUUGUCCGUGGUCUGGAAUGGGAACUUCGUCAUCGACAACCCCCAGAACAUCCAGGCCCACCUGUACAAGUGCUCGGCCCUGCGGGAGAGCUGCGGUCUGUGCCUCAAGGCUGACCCACGCUUUGAAUGCGGCUGGUGCGUGUCGGAGAGGCGCUGCUCACUGCGGCAGCACUGCCUGGCCUACGAGAGCAGCUGGAUGCACGCCAGCAGUGGCAACAGCCGCUGCACCGACCCCAAGAUCACCAAGCUGUCCCCCGAGACCGGCCCCAGGCAAGGAGGGACCCGUCUGACCAUCACCGGCGAGAACCUGGGCCUGAAGUUUGAAGAUGUUCGCUGGGGCGUUCGAGUCGGCAAAGUGAUGUGCAUCCCCAUCGAGAGCGAGUACAUCAGUGCUGAGCAGAUCGUGUGUGAAAUCGGAGAUGCCAGCCCGAGCAAGGUCCACGAGGCACGGGUAGAAGUGUGCAUCCGCGAUUGCUCACCCAGCUACCGGGCCACGUCCCCUAAGAGCUUCACCUUUGUGACGCCCACUUUCUCCCGUGUGGUCCCAGCCCGGGGUCCUCUCUCCGGCGGCACCUGGAUCGCCAUCGAAGGCAGCCACCUCAAUGCCGGCAGCAACGUCUCCGUGACCAUCGGGGGACGGCCCUGUGCUUUUUCAUGGAGAAGCGCCCGCGAGAUCCGGUGCAGGACCCCCCCUGGGCACACCCCCGGCGGCUCUCCCAUCCUCAUCAACAUCAACCGGGCAGAGCUGAGCAACCCGGAGGUGAAGUACAACUACGAGGACCCCACCAUCCAGAAGAUCGAUCCCGAGUGGAGCAUCAACAGUGGUGGGACGCUGCUGACCGUGACUGGCACCAACCUGGCCACCAUCAAAGAGCCCAGGAUCCGGGCCAAGUACUGCAGCUCUGAAAGGGAGAACAACUGCACCGUCUAUAACGACACCACCAUGGUGUGCUACGCGCCCUCCAUCGACAACCCUGUGCGGAGCCCUCCGGAGGUUGGCGACCGCCCGGAUGAGAUCGGCUUUGUCAUGGAUAAUGUCCAGGCCCUGCUGAUCAUCAACACCACCAACUUCGUCUACUACCCGGACCCUGUCUUUGAGCCGCUCAGCCCCACAGGGAUGCUGGAGCUGAAGCCCAGCUCUCCCCUCAUCCUGAAGGGCAGGAACCUGCUCCCACCGGCUGCUGGUAACUCCCGCCUGAACUACACGGUGUUGAUCGGAGACACUCCCUGCACCCUGACCGUCUCCGAGACCCAGCUCCUCUGCGAGUCCCCCAACCUCACCGGCCAGCACAAAGUUACGAUCAAGGCUGGAGGGUUCGAAUUCUCCCCGGGGACGCUGCAGAUCUACUCGGACAGCCUGCUCACCCUGCCCGCCAUCAUCGGGAUCGGCGGUGGGGGUGGUCUGCUCCUCCUCAUCAUCAUCAUCGUCCUCAUUGCCUACAAGCGCAAGUCCCGGGAUGCCGACCGGACUCUGAAACGCCUCCAGCUGCAGAUGGACAACCUGGAGUCCCGGGUGGCCCUGGAGUGCAAAGAGGCCUUCGCUGAGCUGCAGACUGACAUUAACGAGCUGACCAACGACCUGGACGGGGCUGGCAUCCCCUUUCUGGAUUACCGCACCUACGCCAUGCGGGUUCUCUUCCCAGGGAUAGAAGACCACCCCGUGCUGAAGGAGAUGGAGGUCCAGGCGAAUGUGGAGAAGUCGUUGACCCUCUUUGGGCAGCUCCUGAACAAGAAGCACUUCUUGCUGACCUUCAUCCGCACUCUGGAGGCUCAGCGGAGCUUCUCCAUGCGGGACCGCGGCAACGUGGCCUCCCUCAUCAUGACGGCGCUGCAGGGCGAGAUGGAGUAUGCCACGGGUGUGCUGAAGCAGCUCCUCUCCGACCUCAUCGAGAAGAACCUGGAGAGUAAGAACCACCCCAAGCUGCUCUUGCGGAGAACGGAGUCGGUGGCAGAGAAGAUGCUGACGAAUUGGUUCACGUUUCUGCUGUACAAGUUUCUGAAGGAGUGUGCUGGGGAACCGCUCUUCAUGCUCUACUGCGCCAUCAAGCAGCAGAUGGAGAAGGGACCCAUUGAUGCCAUCACAGGAGAGGCUCGCUACUCCCUCAGUGAAGACAAGCUUAUCCGGCAGCAGAUUGACUACAAAACGCUGACCCUCAACUGCGUGAACCCUGAGAAUGAGAACGCCCCAGAGAUCCCUGUCAAGGUGCUGAAUUGCGACACCAUCACGCAGGUGAAAGAGAAGCUGCUGGAUGCUGUCUACAAGGGAGUGCCCUAUUCCCAGCGACCCAAAGCCGGAGACAUGGACCUGGAGUGGCGGCAGGGCAGGAUGGCCCGGAUCAUACUGCAGGAUGAAGAUGUCACCACAAAGAUUGACAAUGACUGGAAAAGGCUGAACACUCUGGCCCACUACCAGGUGACGGACGGCUCCUCGGUAGCCCUGGUGCCCAAGCAGAACUCGGCGUACAACAUCUCCAACUCCUCCACCUUCACCAAGUCCCUCAGCAGAUAUGAGAGCAUGCUGCGGACAGCCAGCAGCCCCGACAGCCUGCGCUCACGGACCCCCAUGAUCACUCCUGACCUGGAGAGCGGCACCAAGCUCUGGCACCUGGUGAAAAACCACGACCACAUGGACCAGCGGGAGGGCGACCGGGGCAGCAAGAUGGUCUCCGAAAUCUACUUGACCCGCCUGUUAGCCACCAAGGGCACCCUGCAGAAAUUCGUGGAUGACCUGUUUGAGACCAUCUUCAGCACAGCGCAUCGUGGGAGCGCGCUGCCCCUCGCCAUCAAAUACAUGUUUGAUUUCCUGGAUGAACAAGCUGAUAAGCAUCAGAUCAAUGAUUACGAUGUCAGGCACACCUGGAAGAGUAACUGUCUACCUCUACGUUUUUGGGUGAAUGUGAUUAAGAAUCCCCAGUUUGUGUUCGACAUUCACAAGAACAGUAUUACUGAUGCCUGCCUAUCCGUGGUGGCUCAGACAUUCAUGGACUCCUGCUCAACUUCUGAGCACAAGCUAGGAAAAGACUCUCCCUCCAAUAAACUACUGUACGCCAAGGACAUCCCCAACUACAAGAGCUGGGUAGAAAGAUAUUAUGCAGAUAUAGCUAAAAUGCCAGCGAUCAGUGACCAGGACAUGAGCGCGUACCUGGCGGAGCAGUCGCGGUUACACCUCAGCCAGUUCAACAGUAUGAGCGCGCUGCACGAGAUCUACUCCUACAUCACCAAGUACAAGGACGAGAUUUUAGCUGCGUUGGAGAAGGAUGAGCAGGCCCGGAGGCAGCGGCUGAGGAGUAAGCUGGAGCAGGCGAUCGACACAAUGGCCUUAAGCAGCUGAGAAGGCGGCGGCGCGGUGCCAGCAUCCCGGGCAGCGGAGGCGGCAGGAGGGAGGGCUGGCCAGCGGCAGCCACGGGCAGAAGAAGACUUUGGGGCUGGGGCCAGCCGGACCCGCGGGAGCCGCCGCGCCCGCACGCUUCCCACGAACGAACAAGGAAACCUCACGCUUUAGCGGAAAAAAAAAAAAACAAAUCCCGAUGACAGCAGCAAGAUCGAUAAAACCCCCUGACACACACAUAAAUCCCCCAAUCCAACCGGGAUGCAGCAGGGACCUUGCAGAGAGGCGGUGCCGGGCAGAGGAGAAGGGGGUCGCCUGCCCCAUGGACCCGCUGGGCAUCCCUUGCCCGGGCAGAGCCCCUGAGCCUGCAAGAAAGGAGGGUCGGGACCAUGGGGCUUUCUAGGACGGCGUUUGGAUGUUGUUGUUACUUUG
This is a messenger RNA of Gymnogyps californianus (California condor), 6256 nucleotides long. RefSeq names its product plexin A1 (gene PLXNA1). The record is from RefSeq and is a predicted model, not a curated record. Lineage: Eukaryota; Metazoa; Chordata; Aves; Accipitriformes; Cathartidae. Gene Ontology annotation, molecular function: protein binding; semaphorin receptor activity. Gene Ontology annotation, biological process: regulation of cell migration; positive regulation of axonogenesis; regulation of cell shape. Gene Ontology annotation, cellular component: semaphorin receptor complex.